GUAUCAGCAAGGUAAGGCCCUCUUCAGAUUAUCAUGUGGCUCUUUAAUUUAACUUUAAGUUGGGUCAUGUUUAUAGCCUAUAGUGAGUUUGAUUUUAUUGUGCAAAACCAAUCAGAAGAUUAUGAAGUCUGCUGCAAUGUUAUGGUAAAACCAAUCUAAAAGACUCAUCCAGACAGCAUGAAUCCUUUUCUCUGUCUCCUCCUGCUGGCUGUGCUCCUGCAGCCUGCUCUAUGUAUCUACAACUGCUCCUCGGUGUAUGAGAGGACUCCAGACAACUCAGACCUGAUGGUUCAAUGCGGCGCCACCAUGAUAACAAUAGAGCUCAACCUGUGCACGGCCCAGUGGGCAGGCUUCAACUCCUCCUCCCUGGCCCUCAAUGGGAACCACAUCAACCCUGCUUGUCUGGGCUCUGUCGAUGAGAGCGUGUACCCUCCGAUCCUCCGUUACCGCCUUCCAGUGAACAACAGUAUGGAUAACCCCUGCCGUCAGUCUCUGCAGAUCGUGGACGAAGUUCCAGAUCCUGCGGGUCCCUUCAGUAGUUUCUCAAAUAUCCAGUCAGUUAUCAUAACAUCAUACAUUGACACCCCAAAAUCAAAUGUAGGGAUCAUCAGCUACUCCACAGACCUGUAUUACUAUUUCUCCUGCCGCUACCCUCUGGAGUAUCUCAUCAACAACACAGAGAUUGUAGCCACCUCAGUCUCUGUGGCAACCACUAGCAAUAACGGAAGCUUCAUUGAUAUGCUAAAAAUGAGUGUUUUUAAUGACACAGACUACAGGUAUCCGUUGGUUGUACCUUCAACAGGACUUGAGCUGCGAACCAAAGUCUUUGUAGAGGUGAAGGCUGUUAAUCUCACAGGAAAUUUCAAUGUUCUCCUCGAUCACUGCUUUGCAACUCCCAGUCCUUACAACCUGACUCAGAAGGACCAGUACAACUUCUUUGCUGGCUGCGAGGUAUCAACAAGGACAUCUGUGACAAGGAACGGCCUUUCCAACGUGGCCCGCUUCAACUUUGAGGCGUUCCGCUUUGUCCAGCACAAAGACCAGGAGAAGUCCAGCAUCUACCUACACUGCAUACUGAGACUGUGUGAGCCCAGCAAUUGUCAAGUGCUGCUGUCUGCUUGUAACGCCAGAAGAAAAAGAUCUUUGACUCCUUAUGGAGGACAAAGUGGCGAUUCAGCCACCGUCUCAGUUGGACCUCUGUACACUGCCAAACAAGAUGUGCCUGAUGCAGCCGUCUCCAGCAAUACUGUAACAUCAGCGAGUGCUGGUGUGGAUGCAACCAGCCUGGGGGUGUGGCUCAUGUUUGGAUCGGUUGCUGUCCUGCUGCCCGACAUGGUGGCUGGUUUGUCCUGAAGUAGUAUAUUAGGUGCGGAGCUUGAGCAAAUUAUUGUUGCUUCAUUACUUUAAUCAGAUAACUUUAGAUUUAUGUUAAAGUGUUGUUUCUUCACAGCAAGUGAGCAGAUAAGUCAAUUGAAUGUUGUGGGAUCUUUUGUAACUUUUUCUCUCUGCACCUUUGGAUUCAUUUGGCCUCUGCUGAUUAUAAAGAGUAGAAAAGCUGAACUGUGAAAAAUAAAUAUUAAGAAUUAUUAUUAUUAACUCUUGGAGGUCUAAAACACCACAUAAUAAUUUUCUUUUUUUAAUGCUUGUAAAAUCUCCCUGCAACAUGUUUUUUCUGUGUUAUCAUACUAAAGAAAUCUCUCACAAAAUGGUUUGAAGGACUAUAAUUCAAAUAUUGAUUAUCUUUCUUAAAUAAAAAUGAAUAAACAUUUUAAAUCA
Girardinichthys multiradiatus is the source of this 1776-nucleotide messenger RNA. RefSeq names its product zona pellucida-like domain-containing protein 1. The record is from RefSeq and is a predicted model, not a curated record. Bases 178 to 1353 code for a protein of 391 amino acids. Gene Ontology annotation, cellular component: cell surface. Lineage: Eukaryota; Metazoa; Chordata; Actinopteri; Cyprinodontiformes; Goodeidae. The transcript has 11 exons.